Amoebophrya sp. A25 is the source of this 3260-nucleotide messenger RNA. The record is from the annotation of a GenBank genome assembly. Lineage: Eukaryota; Dinophyceae; Syndiniales; Amoebophryaceae.
AAGUCCCUUUCCGUGGAACCUGCUUACCCGCAACAGCUGAUCGAAAAAGACGAUCAAUACUCGUUUUCCCAUAAAGUAUUUGCAAAUUUGGCUCAUUGGUUUCAGAUUAGAGUUGUAAUUUUUUGUUGGAGCAGCUGCACGACCCGAAAAUUUUAAUUCGUGUCACGAGACAUUGUGAAGUUCUUCUAAGUUGUGAUUGUGCCCCCUGCUCCUCCUCGACUGUCCCAAUUAAAUAUCCUGUCAUAGGGUCCUCUUCAGUACUUGAUCGUAGUCCAUGUCUUGAUUAUAGUGUGUCAACAUAAGAAAGUAAAAGUUGUUACCGCAUUUUUAAUCUUUUGAUUACAGAGAAGAGCCUAUUUCUUGAUCUAGAAAGAGAAGGGAAUAUGAUCUGGGCCGUUCCCGCUACAGCACUUGUCGCCUCCGGAGACGCUGUAGCCGUUCAUGCUCGAGCGCUUGUUUCUCGUGCGCAUGUGGAAUGAGGAAUAUCUGGCUGGUUGAUGGGCACCUCUUGGCGACCCGAUUGUAUUUUGCGGACAAGGCGAGCUUCGUACCCAAUUUUUGCUACUUUCUGGAUGGGAUCUAUCGGCGCGCGACACGGGAGUCGCCGUCGGCGCAGCUGGUUACGAUAUGGGACGCUGGCGCUCCCAGCUGGCGCGCCGACGGCACACGCCGCACCAAAGGGGUUGGUCAGACCGGUUACAAAACUGGACGUCCACCGCAAGAGAUGGGACUGCGAGAAGGCAUCCAAGUUAAGAAUAUAGAUGGGCCCUACUUUUAUCAUGAUGAGACGAGACACGACGCGUGAUAAUUAGUUCUUCCAUAGGCUUGCUCAAGGCCAGUAUCAAUCUCUGAUUAAUGACAACAGAGGAAGACCUAACUCAACCAUUCAUUUUUCCAUCGCAUCAUUCACAUUUCGUUUUAGGUUCUUUACAUGCUUGAUCAUGUUCUUAGCAUUCCAGGAUAACGUUCCUCUAAGAACAUUUUACAGCGGGACUUUUUUUGGAGUAGAGGAUGGCUGUCUCGCAUCGCUCCGAGAGGACUGGAGGCUGACGAUGUGCUUGCAAAACUCGCCACGAAAUAUAGUCACGGAAAAUACAGGCUAGCAGAGGACCAGGAUACGCCCCCCGCUACCGUUGUGUCCGGCGACAAGGACCUUCUGCAGGUGGUUUCUCUCGGUUGUCGCGUGUACGAUCCCUUUCAAUACCCCGUACUGGCGGAAGAGCAGCCAGAUGCUGCGGGGGUGAAUCUGAAGCGCAGUUCCUCGGGUAAAAGACUAUCGAACUCCCUCAACGGAAAAAGGAGAGCGGCAUCGUCACCCGAAGGGAGAUCUACCGCACAAUCAGACGAAGCAGCAGAGCCUGACCCGGACCAGAGCAGUAAAGACACGACUAGUAGUACCUCGUUGUUCUCUGAACCUCCUGCGCCGGGCAUCAACGUUCAUACAGCGUCAUACACGACAGCCCCAGAAGAGUCGUAUUACAGAGGAGUCUUCAUGACGAAAGAGAUGAUCGAAAGAAAGUGGCAGGUCCCCCACGACCGCAUCGGCGAGUAUUUAGCAAUUCAUGGGGACGCCGUAGACAGCAUUCGAGGCGUCCCUGGUGUUGGUAAGCUUACUGUGGGCAAACUGCUGAGUCACCCUCUCGCGAGAGGCCUUUCCCUGCCGGAACUCAUUCGCAACGAAUCACUGCUCUCCAAGUGCGGGCUGAAGCCAAGAUACAUGUACAAUUUAGCGGGAUUCUCAGCUCUGAAUUUUACACUGAAUAUGAAAGAAAUCAAUCUGGGUCGUUGUUGUAGUUUAUCAGAAUGUUAUUGGGUUUCCGCUUCAGUCGAUAGAUAAUCAAAAAAAUUCACAGCAAGCUUCUCCGCGCCGGCUACGAGGAUGCGCUGCACGCGUUCGAACUUGUGCGCUUGCCGCCGCCACGCAAUCCGGCUACUGCGGGACCACUGGACGAAGUGUAUUCCUGGGAUUUGCAUCGCGAGUGCGAAGAGGCUUUUCAGCGGCGGGACAAUGCGAAGUACCACGAGUUUUGCCAGCGUUGGGAUGUGAAUCUUCUUGCCUUUCGCAGUGAUCGAGAGUUCAUUCCACCUGGCUGGAUGCGUCGACGGUCACGUAUAAGCAACAUAUCUUCGUCCUCUUCAGAUUGGAAUUCUGAAGCAAAGAAGCGGAUGAAAGCUUCAAAUGGUGCGGGGGCAACUAGUCAUACAUCUCAGGGUGACGAAUGGGCUACGGAUAUUUCAGGAGGUCACGCCGACGACAAGAGUGCUUUUUCUGCACUUUGGAAUGAAGUGCAAGAAAACAGUAAGAGUUUCAACUUUGGUGAAAAUUUCGCUCUCGAUGCCCAUAGAGCCGAGUCUUCGGGUGUUGGAACUGCGAGUGAACAGCCUUCUUGGAGUGAGCAGGUACGUAUCGAGCACGAGGCAGCGGAAGCGCGGCGACGUAGAGACGAGCAUCAAUUCGCCUCGGAGGUUGUACUUGUAGUUGGAAAUAACUCACCUGGGCCGUUUGGCAGUGUUUUCUCAGAUUUCGUGUCGUCCGACGAAGCGUGGGAAGCUCAGGUGAUGGAGGAUGAGGAGCGCCUGGAGAUGCUGGAAGUCGGCGCAAUCUGGCCACCAGUCGAGGUGCGGGAAGCAGUUGCGAAGGAGCGGUGUGCAGUGACGGAGGAGCGCAGAGGUGACCAAGAGGAAGCUGUCCCCAAUCGCCUCCGCCAGUCGAAAUCCGCGAAAACGUGAUGAUGCACGAGCUGCUACAACAAUUUGCAUAGUUUCACUCGCUUUCUUGCAUGCUCUCGUCGCGGCCGCAUAUCUACGAAAUUUAACAUGUGCAGUAAAAAUAUUGAUUAUUCGACAUAGCUCAUCUGUCUCAGUCUCAUUCAUCGUAUGACUCACUUCAAAUAACAUUUUUGUCUGCAGGUUCGAAUUUGCAUUGAAAUUGUUGUCUGCUACAACCGUGAUCAUCGUGCUUUGUCGCAUUGGACUUAUAUUGAAUUUGCUGUCUGUGAAAACUGAGACUGCGGAGUUGUUUAAUACCAGCUACGCUCCCGUGAGACAUGUUGACUCUGUGGAGUCCCUGUCAUACGUAGACUUCUGUGCAGCUCGGAGCUGAAUACCUAUGUAUAAAUGCUGAACUUUCGAAGAAACUGGUUUUGUCGCACCAAAGGCAAGCCGCCAUCCAAAAUAUUGAGCUAUUUCCUGUUCGCACUUGAAAAUAUGGACUGCAUGAUGAAAUAGAAGAAGCUGGUUUGAAUUAUAGAGAGCAGGAG